UGAAACUAAUUCAUGGAAACCGUUGCUUUGUAUUAUGGAAUGGAAUUUUGUUGUGUAUCGCAAACCUGAAGCCAAAAAAGCCGCCAAGAAGCCAAGUACAAGCGUGGACAGUAGACGCCAUUCUAGUUGCAUACACAAGCCGGUUUGAGUGUAGUGUUUGAAGCUACAACGUGGAGUUAUAUUAUAAUACAGAGAAAAAUAUUCUUGUGUCGUAUUUUAGAGUACUGAACCAUUAUUACCAACGUGUAUUUGAAUCCUACGGCAAUGGCUGAACUGCAAGCCACUACAAUGUCACCAGAAGCUCUGCAAGCGGUGAAUGUUAGGAACUUAUCAGUUUCGCAGCUGGAGUUGGAAGGUAAUCCAAAUUCAUUAGCAUUAAGAAGGCCUUUCGAUCCUGUGGCACAUGAUUUGGACGCCUCUUUCCGUCUAACACGUUUUGCUGAUCUAAAAGGAUGAGGGUGUAAAGUCCCCCAGGAGGCUCUCUCUAAGCUCCUGGAGGGACUUCAGCAAGACGAAGAUCAUACACAGGACGAACAUGCCCACUUUAUGCAUAUGGCAAUUCCUAGAAUUGGAAUUGGCAUGGAUUGCUCUGUAACUCCACUGCAACAUGGUGGACUCUCACUUGUUCAGACUACUGACUUUUUUUAUCCAUUAGUAGAUGAUCCUUACAUGAUGGGUAAGAUUGCAUGUGCUAAUGUGCUCAGCGAUAUGUAUGCAAUGGGUGUCACAGAUUGCGAUAAUAUGUUAAUGCUUUUGGGAGUUUCGACCAAGAUGACAGAGAAGGAGCGUGAUAUUGUCAUGCCCCUCAUAAUGAGAGGAUUCAAAGAUUCUGCCCUGGAAGCUGGUACCACCGUGACAGGUGGGCAGACAGUAGUGAAUCCAUGGUGUACAAUCGGAGGAGUCGCUUCGACAGUCUGCCAGCCUAAUGAGUACAUCGUUCCUGACAAUGCUGUGGUGGGAGAUGUUCUUGUUCUGACCAAACCGUUGGGCACUCAAGUGGCCGUGAACGCUCACCAAUGGCUGGACCAGCCAGAGAGAUGGAACAGAAUCAAGCUCGUCGUUUCAGAAGACGACGUCAGAAAGGCUUACCAGAGAGGAAUGGAUUCCAUGGCAAGAUUAAACAGAAUUGCUGCUCGUCUCAUGCACAAAUACAAUGCCCAUGGUGCCACUGAUGUCACUGGAUUUGGUUUGCUGGGGCAUGCACAGAAUUUGGCCAGACAUCAGAAAAAUGAAGUAUCUUUUGUUAUCCAUAACUUGCCAGUUAUAGCAAAGAUGGCUGCUGUAGCAAAAGCCUGUGGCAAUAUGUUCCAGUUGCUUCAAGGCCAUUCUGCAGAGACGUCUGGUGGCUUACUGAUUUGUUUACCAAGGGAACAGGCUGCUGCUUACUGCAAGGACAUCGAGAAGCAAGAAGGUUAUCAGGCCUGGAUCAUUGGCAUCGUCGAGAAGGGAAACCGAACGGCUCGCAUCAUCGAUAAGCCCCGUGUCAUUGAGGUCCCUGCUAAAGAAAAAGAUGGAGAACUGUGGUAAAGUAGUGGGUGUAGGCACCCGAAGUAUAAUGUAGAAAUCCAUUUGCAUGUAGGUAAAAACAUUCUGAUGCACGCGUCGGUGAAGUAUUAAUGACAAGAGCCCACUAUUUUGUUCUUGUUUCUCCUAUCAGAUUAUAUUUUCAUGAUAUUGGACAAAAAGGUUUUUCAAAACAAGCUCUGUCAUGGUAAUUUCCAAUUUUAAUAAGUUGAAUAUAGUAUUGUAAGGUAUGUGAGAAGUGUGUGUUAUCUGAUCAUAUCUGCUUUUAAAAUGACUUGUGAUAUAAUACUAACUGCAAAUACGCGCAUUUAUUUACAUCUACAAAUAGUAAUCAUUGUUUUCUAUAGGUAAUGCGCUCAUUGUCAUUGUCUUUGUGCCAUUUGAAGCAGCAUUUAGUGCAGCUAACGAACCUUACACUUAAUAGGCUAUUAGCCGAAUUAUGGUGACAGAUGAAAGUUUUGAAUUGUAAAUCCCAAGUUCAAAUUAGGUGUAACUGGAUGCAAACUUGUGUGUAAGGGAUGACAGGAAUAGACGUGUGGCAGGGAGUAUCGUGGUUAGGUUAUCAUUUUUGUUUAAAUUUUGACGAGAUAGUACGAUUUGAGAUUUUCACAGCGGUGAGUCUGAAGUUUGCUGUCUUCUGGGUUAUUGCGCCAUGUAGUCCAGUAGAUCUCCACCGACGUUU
Zootermopsis nevadensis is the source of this 2206-nucleotide messenger RNA. The record is from RefSeq and is a predicted model, not a curated record. NCBI's taxonomy places the organism in Eukaryota, Metazoa, Arthropoda, Insecta, Blattodea, Termopsidae.